Molecule: messenger RNA, 860 nt
Organism: Moneuplotes crassus
Lineage: Eukaryota; Ciliophora; Spirotrichea; Euplotida; Euplotidae
Source: the annotation of a GenBank genome assembly
GGGAUGGCUUCUUCAAUAAUAUGAAUUUCAUUGAAAAGACAUAUAGCGGGCUAUUCUUUCGGUUAUUUCCUUAAUGAUAAUAGUAUCCUUAUGCAUGUUUGAAAUCCAGGCUUUGUUCGAUAACAACGUUGUUAGAGUGCUAAAGAUUGAACAAAUGGAUCCACAUGAGAAAAUACAAAUUAACAUUGAUAUUGAUUUCCCGGCAACCCCUUAUGAUGUCAUUUCCCUAGACAUUCAAGAUGAGAUGGGCACACACAUGGUAAAUGUAAAAGACUCGAUCAAAAAGCUUUUGAAACAGGUGAAGGGUGUAAUAUAAUAGGAGAUAUUAGUGUCAACAGAGUUCCUGGGAAUUUCCAUAUUGAAUCCCAUGCUUAUAUGCAACUUCUGGCCAUGCUUGGUCAGCAGAUUAACCUCACUCAUACUAUUCAUAAUCUUAGUUUUGGAAAUAAGAGAGUACUUAGAUCUGUUCAGAAAAAAAUUUAAGGAUAAAACUGGAGAAUUUAAAUAUCUUAUUGGCCAUAAAGAAAUAUCAGAGGAGUUAGGAACAAGCACAAAUUAUCAAUUAAAUCUUGUCCCUACUCUCUACAGAGACAAUUUUGGGUUCAAGCAUUCUGUCGUCUAUCAAUAUACAUAUACUGUAGGGUCUGAAAACAUUGGUAACAAAGUUGUAUAUUUCAAAUACUUCAUCAAUGGGAUUACAGUAGAUUAUAUGCAAACAGCAGAUACGUUCCUCCAAUUUAUCAUCAGAAUCUGAACCAUUAUCGGAGGAGUCUUCACUAUGUUUCAUAUCUUGAGUGUAAUGCUGAACAAAUCAAUAAAUGUGCUCUACAAGGAAAGAAUUGGAAAGAAAGAUUAAUAAC